AUGUCCCUCGGGGGGACCACAGGCGACAACACGCGCCUGCUCGGGAAGGCGCCAGAGGAGGAGGAGGAGGAGGAGGAGGAGGAGGAGGUGAUGCAGGCGGAGGGCGUGCGGGAGGUGGCCGUGGCAACUGGCCUGGAGGUGCUGUACCAGGAGACCCCCAACUACCGCGGAGCGGCGGCCGAGGCUGACCGCAUGAUCGAGCCUAGGGAGACGGCUAGGCAUGCCUGGCGAGUGCCAGACUUGAGAGUAGAGCCUGUUGCUAGUGCGCCAGAGGAGGCGGUGACCGAGGGGGCGCCCGCUGCGCCUGCCGUUACGUCUCUCCAACCGUCCCGCCGCGUCGCGCUGUCCGUCCGCGUCGCGCCGUCCAUCCCGUCCCGUCCGUCCGCGUCACGCUGCCCGUCCGCGUUGCGCCGUCAGUCCCGUCCCGUCCGUCUGUGUCGCGCUGCCCAUCUGCGUCGCGUUGUCCGUCCCGUCCCGUCCGUCCGCGUCGCGCUGCCCGUCCGCGUCGCACCGUCCGUCCCGUCCCGUCCGUCAGCGUCGCGCUGCCCGUCCGUCCCGUUCGUCCGCUUCGCACUGCCCGUCCGCGUCGCGCAGUCCGUCCCGUCCCGUCCCGUCGCGUCGCGUCGCGCCGCGCUGCCCAUCCUGUCCCGCUGCAUCGCGUCGCGCUGCCUGUCGGUCGCGCUACCCCUGCCCGUGGCGAUGCGCCCUCCUAGUCCAGCAGUGUUGCGCCCUACUCUGUGUCCUGUAGCGCCCUACCCUAUGUCCCGUAGCGCCCUACCCUAUGUCCCUCAGUGA
Molecule: messenger RNA, 795 nt
Organism: Closterium sp. Naga37s-1
Lineage: Eukaryota; Viridiplantae; Streptophyta; Zygnematophyceae; Desmidiales; Closteriaceae
Source: the annotation of a GenBank genome assembly